AGUGAGAGAAUUGCAGAGAGAUGGAUGCAGUGCAGAUUGUGAAAAGUUCAUCUCCUUCCCAUGAAGGAAUUCGUAUUGUGAGGGGAGCAAUAAGGCUUUUUGCAGUAUUUGUUGUGUUUUUGGGCACUCUUUUUAUUUGGUUCAUGAUGCCUACCAACACUUAUAAGCAGAUUUGGCGACCUCAAAUCAGACGAAAGGCUAACUCAAGUACCUUUUUGGGAUCAGCAGGUGCAAAUCUUCUGGUGUACACAUUUCCCAUUUUGUUCAUUGCGGUGUUGGGUUGUAUCUAUCUUCACCUGGGAAACCAGUUGAAUGAUCGUAAAAUGGAAAGCGGAAGCAAUGACAGAAAGAAAAAGCGGUUUGCAGUAUGGAAACAGCCUAUUUUGGUAAAAGGCCCCUUAGGAAUUGUUUCUGGGAUAGAGCUGGCCUUGUUCGCCAUGUUCGUUGCACUCCUGAUUUGGUCAUUUUCAAUGUAUUUGCAGAGCAGUUUUGCUAAAAUCUCAGCAGCAAAGCACCCCGAUGAACAUAUAUGGAAACCUAAAUUGGAGAGUGCAGCAUUGAUGCUAGGGCUCGUGGGGAACAUAUGCCUCGCCGUUCUCUUCUUUCCUGUGGCACGUGGCUCUUCGGUUCUGGCACUGUUUGGUCUCACUUCUGAAGGUAGCAUCAAGUACCAUAUAUGGCUUGGACACUUAGGCAUGACACUCUUCACGGCUCAUGGCCUUUGUUACAUCAUCUACUGGGCUGCUACUAAUCAAAUUUCCCAGAUGAUAAGAUGGGAUAAAAUUGGCGUAUCAAACCUAGCUGGGGAGCUGUCUUUGCUCCCUGGACUGAUCAUGUGGGCAACUACCAUCCCUCGCAUCAGGCGUCAAAUGUUUGAGCUCUUCUUCUACACUCAUUAUCUUUACAUCCUCUUCGUGAUCUUCUUUAUCCUUCACGUUGGCAUUACCUAUACUUGCAUUAUGCUCCCUGGUUUCUACCUCUUCCUGGUCGAUCGUUUCUUGAGAUUCUUACAAUCCCAAACAAGAGUGCGAUUAGUCUCCGCGCGUGUUUUACCAGGCGAAACCAUAGAGCUCAACUUGGCCAAGACCCCAGGCCUGAAAUAUAAUCCAACAAGCGUCAUGUUCAUAAAUGUACCUAGUAUUUCCAAGAUGCAGUGGCAUCCUUUCACUAUUACUUCCAACAGUAGUUUGGAACCAGAAAUGAUCAGCACCGUUGUCAAAAGUGAAGGAAGUUGGACAAAGAAGCUUUGUCAAAUGGUUUCAUCCCCUUUUCCAACCGAUCAGAUUGAGGUCGCCGUAGAAGGGCCUUAUGGACCUGCUUCAACCCAGUUUUUAAGGCAUGACACCCUUGUGAUGGUGAGUGGAGGCAGCGGCAUUACCCCAUUCAUAUCCAUAAUCCGGGAGCUCCUCCUGCUGAGCACAUCAUUCAAAUGCAAAGUUCCGAACGUGAUCCUAAUUUGUGCAUUCAAAAACUCAUUGGACCUCACCAUGCUAGACCUCAUUCUUCCAAUGUUCAGCACCUCAAUCGACAUGUCCAACCUGAACCUCCAAAUCCAGGCCUAUGUGACAAGAGAGACAGAACCAAAAACAGAUGGCUUGAAGCCCGUUCGAUCCAUAUGGUUCAAACCAAAUGCAACAGAUGCACCUGUAUCACCAAUUUUGGGAACAAAUAACUGGCUCUGGCUAGCCUUAAUCAUCACAUCUUCCUUCAUCAUGUUCCUCAUCUUGAUUGGGAUUAUUACACGAUACUACAUUUACCCCAUUGAUCACAAUUCGAACAAGAUAUUUUCGUAUUCUAUAAGAGCUGUGCUUAACAUGUUGGUUACAUGUGUUGCUAUAGCCUCAACAGCUAGUGGAGCAGUUUUAUGGAACAAGAAAAAGAAAAAGAAUGCUAUGGAAAAUAAGCAGAUUCAGAGCAUGGAAGGGCCAUCACCAAUGGGGACACCACAGUCACUGUUUUACAAUGCUGGUAGGGAGUUGGAAAGCCUUCCCCAACAGUCUCUUGCACAAGCAACAAGUGUGCACUAUGGUGGAAGACCAGACCUGAAGAAGUUGAUAUUUGAGUGCAACGGAUCAAGUAUUGGAGUUCUUGCGAGUGGUCCAAAGACAUUGAGGCAUGAAGUUGCAACUAUUUGUUCAUCAGGUUUGGCAGAAAAUCUGCAUUUCGAGUCAAUCAGCUUUAGCUGGUGAUCGACUAAAUGCAUUUCUACACAUAAAAUAAAAGUAUAGUUGAACCUUUUGUGUAUUUGUUUUAUGCAUAUGUCCUAAUUUUUUUUGGGAUUUCAAAACUGUCAUGGUAAAUGUACAAAGUAGCAGUAUAGCAAUGAAAAAAAAUGU
Malus domestica (apple) is the source of this 2336-nucleotide messenger RNA. RefSeq names its product ferric reduction oxidase 2-like. The record is from RefSeq and is a predicted model, not a curated record. Gene Ontology annotation, molecular function: ferric-chelate reductase activity. Gene Ontology annotation, cellular component: plasma membrane. Lineage: Eukaryota; Viridiplantae; Streptophyta; Magnoliopsida; Rosales; Rosaceae.